AUGGAGACGCCCUUCUCCUGGUCGUCCAGCGGACGAUCGGUCCUCAAGCUCAACAUACGUCACCUGUGGCUCUACGGAGUGUGGCCGUUGGGUAGUUUCCCCCUUUUCGAACUGUACGUCAUCUUCGUUUUCGCUCUGGGCGUCUGGAACUUCGUGGAAGCUUCAGUGUCCGUCUCCUUCAGCUGGCGAGACCUAGAGGCCACAACGCUGGUGCUGACCAACACCUUCACCAUUUUCAGUGGCACCGUCAAACUGGCCUUUUUCACGAGAGACCGGCGGCUGUACAACUCGUUGGUCCGGCGCGUCGACUCGCUGAUGUUGGUUCAAAGCGAGCCGUGCUCCAGAGAUCCAGCGCUGGAGAAGAUCGUCCAGAGGUCGCGUAGGCAAGCGUCCCGCCUCACACUGGGCAUGCUGCUCUUCAUGGCGUCGCAAGGCCUCAUUUGGUUCCCGAUGCCACUCAUUGCCCACCCGGGCGAGAGGCGCCUACCCUUCGCACAGCACCUGUGGGACAACAAUACUGCCUUCUACAAGCUGUCGUACACUCUCCAGUGUGUGACAAGCUUGUGGAUGGCCGAGAUCACCUUCGGCUUGGAUUGUCUGUUCGCAUCGAUCAUGAUACUGGUAGCCGCACAACUGGAGGUGCUCGCUCUGAGGAUCAUGAAGCUUAAGGCGGGCGACAGCGGUGCCGAUGAAGUUUGCCGAUCGCUGAGCACAUUUUCUAUUGCUCAUGAGAAAAUGUACAGCGAUCUGUGCCUUUGUAUCGAAAGCCAUCAGCAAAUCCUCAGGUUCGUGAGGCACCUAAACGACACCAUGAGCCCAAUAGCAAUGACGCAGUUUGUCUUCAGUGUCCUCGUCGCAUGUGUGGCGCUAUUCCAAGCGACAUACGGCUCAGACAUCACUGGAGUUAUCAGAUGCAUCUCUUUUCUUCCCAUACCGGGAGGUCAGGUUUACCUUUAUUGUUGGGCUGCUCAUCACGUAACAGAACAGGCAGCGGCAGUUUCGGGUGCGGCGUACAGUUGCUCGUGGGUGGACGCAAGUGAGGGCUUCAAGCGUGUCUUGAGGAUCCUCAUCAGUCGCGUCCAGAAGCCGCUGAUCCUCACUGCCGGACAUCUGUACCCGAUCAACAGGGAAGCCUUUCUUUCGCUGGUGAAUGCCUCCUAUACGUACUACGCACUGUUGGGUCAAAUGAACAAGCGCCCUACAAACUGAGGAGCCAUGGAUAUUAAUAUCCAUAUUUUCCUCGAAUUGUUACGAGUUUUAGCAGCCCAUUUUCCUAAUGUAGCAUGUUUAGAAAAAACGUCAGUUACUAAGUAGUAUGCUUACGUUACUGUAAUUAGUAAAUAUGAAGAAUUUAUAUGUAAAAUAAUAAAACCAUGAGAAAACAACAAAGAACACAGAAUAAUUUAAACCUGUGUAAUGGAACGAAAGGCUGUGUUGUGUAGCCUAUUUGUAGUAUUCAAAAUGUUUCCUCUAAUACUGGAAUUGCUGUGGCACUACAGAUACAUACUUUUACCUUUACAUGGAUGAUGAAUGUCGGUUAUGAUUCACAAAUAGUUAUUAAUCCUUUUAUCAAAUAAUUUUGUAUUUCCCACACGUUUCCAGAGUUUUAAGACAGAGGACCAAAUAUGUCUAGAAAUACAUACAAAUCUUUUGAUUGUCCUAUACAUUGGAAAUGAGAAAUAUAUUUUUUGAAGGAAGGUAAACAUGAAUAUCUUUCUUUUGAGUUUUUUCACGCUUUUAACUGUUUGCUUUCCCUGCUAUCAUUGCUUUACAUCAGGAUCAGAUUUACAUAAUACCAAGUGAGGUAAUAUGU
Schistocerca americana (American grasshopper) is the source of this 1813-nucleotide messenger RNA. Its product is annotated as odorant receptor Or2-like. The transcript is spliced from 5 exons. Gene Ontology annotation, cellular component: plasma membrane. Gene Ontology annotation, molecular function: olfactory receptor activity; odorant binding. NCBI's taxonomy places the organism in Eukaryota, Metazoa, Arthropoda, Insecta, Orthoptera, Acrididae. The record is from RefSeq and is a predicted model, not a curated record. Gene Ontology annotation, biological process: detection of chemical stimulus involved in sensory perception of smell; sensory perception of smell. Bases 1 to 1209 code for a protein of 402 amino acids.